AGAGCUGAUUUCAUAUGCUGCUUGCUUGCAUAUCAAUGGUUAACUGAGCUGGCGUGAGAUUGCUUACCUCAACAAAAUCACCGCAGUGAGAAAGAGAAAGCAGUGAAUGGGUGGAGAUGAGCAGCCCCAUCAGAAGAGAGCUAUGCAUUCUGGCUGGUGCAGUCCAGAGCAAGCUGCUGCAAUGACAGCCUGAAGGUGUCAGGCAGCCUCUGGAGCCUGCACUGAACCUGAAAGCCAAUCUUCCGCUGCGCCGAGAGCUGUUAUUACUGCUGCUACUGUUGUGCUUCUUCGUUUUUGCACAAAAAGAGACUCAAAAUAUGGCCAGUAGUAAUGUAUCCAGUUUACAGGAUGCCCAGAGCAGGCAUUGCAGAUUUCUAUCUUAUAUGUUCUACCAGGCCGUCCGAGAUCACAAACCUGUGUGGUUGCUAGAGGACAUGAGGACUAUGCAGUAUUUCUACUGGGAGGCGAGUGCUAACAUCAGGACAUAUUCCCCUUCAGAAGCACUGCUGUAUGCUGUGGUGCACAAUCACCUGCCUUAUGCCCAGUAUCUGCUGUCUCAUUUUCCGGAGGAGGCUCUCAAAGUUCCCGGAGAGCAUUUUUGCUAUUGCCCGUCCUCUGCUCCUCAUUUAGCCAUGGCUGUAACUUAUGACAGGAGGGACAUCCUGGGGCUGAUCAUCAGCAUUGCACACAAGCUGCCUAGCCUAAACUCUUACAUCAACAGGACCGGCUGUUUUCAUCUUGAAGAUGGCAAGACCCCUCUGCAUCUCGCCUGUGAGCUCCUGAGAUCAGAGACUGUUCUCAUCUUGCUAGGAAACGGAGCUUCUCCUAAGAUAGAAGACAACAAAGGGCUCACUCCACUGGAUGUCGUCCUGGAACAGAUGUGGGAUUCCAAAGUCAAUGUGGCUUCCAAAAAACUCUGCCUUGACUACCUCUUGCUCUUCAUGCCUAACCCGCGCUUUAAGAUGAAGAAGGUCUUGCGGGAACACCCUGAACCCUGGGCAAUGCUGCUUGGAGACGACAAGUUCAACAGCCUGGUGGGGAACACGCCUGCAUCCUUAUACCUGCAAGCCAUGCAAACCAUCCUCCAGAUUCUCCCUCCCUCUCAUUUCCCUAAAAGCAUCCAAGAACUACCUAUACCUCAAGCACUAAAGCCCCUGCCUUGCAUGGGCAAGCAGCAUCUGGCAAAAAAUGGGCACACCUUUGACUCCUUCUUCAUCCAAAUGAUCAAUAGUCUUCCUGGCGGAUUCCCAACUUCUAAUGUAUUUGAAGAAUCUUUUGUUAUCUGUCAUCACAAUUUUGGCCAUUUGCUCCUCAAAUUUUCUUUUUGUCUCCUUCAGUGA
Messenger RNA from Pseudonaja textilis, 1340 nucleotides. RefSeq names its product ankyrin repeat domain-containing protein 9-like. The record is from RefSeq and is a predicted model, not a curated record. Gene Ontology annotation, molecular function: protein binding. Lineage: Eukaryota; Metazoa; Chordata; Lepidosauria; Squamata; Elapidae.